CCCAGCGUGCCCCGCGCAGGUGAUACCAAGAUGGCAGCUCCUUUGACUCUGCUGCUGAUCGUGGCCGUCACCGUCCGCGCAGCUCUUUUUAGGUCCACUUUGGCACACUUGAUCGCCGAGAGGGUGGAGGUGGUGUCCCCGUUAACUGCCUGGAAAAGAGUGGUUGAAGGUUUGGCUCUGCUCGAUUUGGGAGUGUCGCCAUAUGCGGGAGACGUUUUUCAUGAGACUCCUCUCAUCAUCUACCUCUUCCACUUCUUGGUGGACUAUGCAGAGAUUACAUUCAUGCUGGCUGAUGGCAUCUCGGCGGUGGCCCUCUACUACGCCGUGCAGGACUACAACAAACAAGUGUUCAGGAAGCAGAAAUACGCUCUGGAAGCCGAGCGCUACCCCGCCGACUGUCACGAGCUGGUCAGAAGCCCCGCAGAGAUGCACUACAUCCCCCUGAAGGUGGCCAUGUUUUACCUUCUGAACCCGUUCACCGUGCUGUCGUGCGUAGCCAAGUCCACGUGCGGCCUGAACAACGCCGUGGUGUCGCUCUUCGUCCUGGCCACCGUUAAAGGAAACGCGUUGCUGAGCGCCAUCUUCUUGGCCUUGGCGACGUACCAGAGCAUCUACCCGCUCACGCUGUGUGCCGCCGCUCUGCUCUACCUGAUGCAGCGUCAGUUCAUCCCUGUCAACGCGCGUCGCCUGAGUUUCUGGUGGUUCGUGGCCCAGUACGCCUUCAUGUACCUGGGCAGCCUCUUCGUCACGGUGGGCCUCUCCUUCUUCCUGCUGGGCUCCUGGGACUUCCUGCCUUCGGUCUACGGCUUCAUCCUCUCCGUUCCCGACCUAACGCCCAACAUCGGCCUCUUCUGGUACUUCUUCGCGGAGAUGUUCGAACACUUCCGCCUCUUCUUCCUCUGCGUGUUCCAGAUUAACGUCUUCAUCUACACCAUCCCUCUGUCCAUCAAGCUCAAGGACCAUCCGGUGUUCCUGAUCUUCAUGCAGCUGGCCAUCAUCUCCAUCUUCAAGUCGUACCCCACGGUGGGGGACAUGGCUCUCUACAUGGCCUUCCUCCCUGUCUGGAGUCACCUUACCAGAUUCCUUCGGAACGUGUUCCUGGUGUCCUGCGUGCUGCUGGCGUGUUCUGCUCUCUUUCCGGUGUUGUGGCACUUGUGGAUUUACGCGGGCAGCGCCAACUCCAACUUCUACUACGCCACUACGCUACUCUUCAACGUCUCUCAGAUCCUGCUGGUGUCGGACUACUUCUACGCCUUCUUGAGGCGAGAGCACCACCUGACCCACGGACUCUACUUGAAGAAGAAAGACGGCUCCGAGGCCACGCUGGUGCUCAAAUAAAACCCGACGAGGGACCACACCAAAGAACUUUGGAGGGUGGAAAAGGAACAAUGUCCGGUUCUUUUUGGUCCUCGCCCAUGUCCUGCAGGGCUUUUGUUUUGUGACUUUGUUUACACAACAUCAUGUGAUCACUAACAGGAAGUUCAAUGAUGUUUUUUAUUACUCGGAGUGAGGACAAUUUAUGAAGGAAUAUUUGGGCCACCACAUAGGAGGAUUUUUUACAUUUUUUUUUUAUGCAGGUGCACCUCAAUGAAUUUGGAUAUUAUAGAAGUUAUUUUGUUUCAGUAGUUGAAAUCAAAAUAGUGAAAUAUUUUUGUGCUUACGCCAAAGCAGUGAUGUCCCCUUAUUUUUUGUGCACAGGAGUUAGUCACUCAAUUUUCAGUAUCUGCUGAUAUCGAGUCCCGAUCCGACACGUAGGCAAUGCAUUAAGAACAAGAAAAAAAAAAGACCACGUCCAACUGUGUUUGGUCAUGCCAGAGUGUGAGGCACGAGGAGAACGUCGACGAAUUACUGCAGCAACAGAGCUAACCCAAUGCCCCGCACAUAAAAAUAACGCUCGAAACCAGGGGUCUGAAACUCAACUUAUCUGGGAGCCUGAUGGAGGGAGUUGGUGAGUCUGAGCCGCAUCAACGAUUCCACGAAAAAAGCACAACAAAUCAAAUCUUGAUAUUGUCGUCACUGACUCUCACUCAUCAUCAUUAUUAUUAUUAUUAAGAGUUCGGAACAAGAUGGGUGACCCAGUCCUCUCUCUCGUCUCACUGGUAUUUUGCAUAUACCUCAGCAUGUCUAGUUGAGUAAUGAUGUCCGAUGCUUUUAUUUCUUGAGCACCGCAACUUUCUCUGCAUAUAAGACACGUCGUGGUGCGCCUGCGCUCAACAAAAAACAUUCCAUCACACACUUUUCCUAAAGUUGACUGUGCUCGUUGCCGACCUUUCUGUUCCCGGCAGGUUUGGAGAAAGUUUGGCUAACUUCGACACGGUCGUGAGCGUGAACUUAUAAGUGAUUAAAAAAAAAAAAAACACCCAAGGCAAUGACUCUGCAAAAAAAAUAAAAAUAAAAAAACACAGGCUGCACUAUCCCUGAACUUUGAUGUCUAAGAUGAGGGGGGGCCCUCAAAAUAUUGUCUCGCGGGCCUCAAUUGGCCCCCAGGCUGCAAGUUUGACAACCUGCUUAAAACGAUAGGUUAUAUCGUACAGAUAUGAUAUAUACCGUUACAUAGCACAGCUCUAUUUGUAACAUUUCAAAAUUAGGACAAUUUCAAAAAUGCAAGCUUUUUCACCCAAUACUGAUCAUCUGAAAAUUACGAGAUCGGAUCGGAUCGGGACAAAUCUAAAUCAAGUAUUACUUUGGGACCACCCAGUGGCAUGUCGGUGCCGGGGAACCGCGUGAGUGAUUCGAGCUUCAUUUAGACAAAAGCAGUACUUUGUCGCCUUUAAGAGUAACAAUAAUGGAAAACGGCUUCUUUUAUUAUAACCAGUUCCCAGGAAUUCGAUUCUUACGAAUCAUUUGAUUGCUUGCCCUGACAGUUCCGCUCAUUGAUUUCUCUUACGUGUGUAAUGUUCCGAACUUUUCCAACAUGGCAACAAGGCAUAAACGCUAUUCAAUCUGGCAAUAUUUCACACAAUUGGGUUUUUUUCAACAGACCUAUGUUGUAUUAAGUUGAAAAAUAGCACUAAAUAUUCCCAAAUGUUAGUAGCCAAAGUGUCAUAUAUGUAUGGGGAAAUUUAUCCAGUGGGGGGGAGAAAAAAAAAAAAACUAUACCUGGUAUAUAAAAAGAGAGCGGAUAUCCUGGCGGGAAUGAUUGAAGUGAGGAGCUCUCAUUUGACUGUUCUCGGUGUCAAUGUUUCAAAUGGACCCAAAAACCCACCCAAAUCCGGGCUCCAACUGUCCACUGCCAAAGUGUCCUUGCCUACAGGUCGGAAUUGUAAAUGAGAAACCUCUCUCCAAAAAAAAAAAAAAAAAAGUAUCGGUCAAGGAAUCCCUCAUUUCUUCUUAGUUCCCAUCCCUAACCCAAGAGUUCGAAAGCUUUUUGUGUGGCCGUCUGGAUUUGAGCUAUUCACGACAGGGCCCAAUGAAAUUCAUUCGGUUUUCCACAGUAUCCAAACUCGUUGCGAUGCACCAUGAAAAAGGUCAACGUCCACUUGAACGCUUGCACGUAUGUUUUUUCUUUUCAAUGUGCGGCCCUAAUACGCCUUUGUGAGAGCUAAUGCACCAACUGUGGAAAGUAGAACGAAUGUUUGACUUUUGUAACUAAAGCGUGUACUUUUAAACCAAGAAUGUUUUGGGUGGAAGCUGCUCAUUGAUUUCCACGCACCUUUCAAUUGGGGAAUGACUCAUAUUUGCUAUUCACUCAUAGAUCGAAGAGAGAUUUUUUUGAUAUAAUUUAUUUUGUACAGUAAAACAGAGGCGUGUUCCUCACAUGGUCGAGUAUUUAACACAUGAAAAAAAAAUGUCAUCAGAUGUUGACACAAAGCAACCAGCGAGAUUGAUCGGCUAUUUUUUGUUUGUGUAAUAAACAUGAUAGAAAGAUGCCUGUGUGUGUCUGUGUGGGUGUCAUCCUGCUCCUCGCAGGUCCUUAUUUGGGCGGCCUGUAGGCAAUCUUCCUGCUCUUGAGCACAGCCCACCUGUGUCGUUUCAUG
Phycodurus eques (leafy seadragon) is the source of this 3977-nucleotide messenger RNA. RefSeq names its product phosphatidylinositol glycan anchor biosynthesis, class U (gene pigu). Lineage: Eukaryota; Metazoa; Chordata; Actinopteri; Syngnathiformes; Syngnathidae. The transcript is spliced from 12 exons. Gene Ontology annotation, biological process: protein localization to cell surface; attachment of GPI anchor to protein. Bases 31 to 1338 code for a protein of 435 amino acids. The record is from RefSeq and is a predicted model, not a curated record. Gene Ontology annotation, cellular component: membrane; GPI-anchor transamidase complex.